This is a messenger RNA of Arthroderma uncinatum, 2073 nucleotides long. RefSeq lists its product as uncharacterized. Gene Ontology annotation, molecular function: protein binding. The transcript has 7 exons. Gene Ontology annotation, cellular component: exomer complex. Bases 1 to 2073 code for a protein of 690 amino acids. Lineage: Eukaryota; Fungi; Ascomycota; Eurotiomycetes; Onygenales; Arthrodermataceae. The record is from RefSeq and is a predicted model, not a curated record. Gene Ontology annotation, biological process: Golgi to plasma membrane transport.
AUGGUGUCCCCAGCUGUUCCAGAGCUUAUCGAGGAAGACGAUACGAUCUAUUCAUCCAUAGAUGCCCGCACCGAAUCCCUACAGAAUCUGAGAGAACUCGGCCCUCCAGACCUCGUUCACCUGGUGAAGCAAUCGAAAUCCGCUGCCAAUAGCCAGACCGGAGUCUAUCACCAUGUAACCGGAAUAGAUGCGUCCUCGUCUGCCAGUUUAGCAGCAUAUGUGAACACUCUUACCUACUCGCCAAUUGACAAGCAGCACAAGGUGGUUGCCGGGAUAUACUGCUGCUACAAUGCCUUUUCCCACGUAGAUAUGAGAGUCGAAGUGAAGAUUCCAGGUAGUUUAGAGAGCUACUGCAUUGAUGAGCGCGGAGAUAAACGUGUCGCAACGGAAGCACUAUGGCUAGAGACAUUUGUAUGUGGUGUGCUCAGGUCAUACUCAUACGCCGACGAUGGGAGCGGGGAUGCCAUCAAGAAGAUUGUAGGCGUGAGAAGGUUCAAUCCGAUCACAAACACGGAGAUGGAACAUAAAUUCCUGGAUGCUUCAGAAAAGCUCUUUUUCAAUGGUCGACAACUCAGCUCUGACCCCGAAACCCAGGUCCCAAAUACCGUCACUAAUCAUCUUACCUCUGGUCUUUUGAAAUAUAUCAAUACAACCGGCCGUUACGUAUCUGGAAUCAAUCUUUUUGAGAAACUUCGAGCGCGAGAGGUGGAAGUUUCGUCGCUUCUUGCGCGCGUUCUGAUAUCUGCAGAUGAAGAAGUGCAGGCAGUACGAUUACUCCACGAUGCUCUCAAGGACAUCCCAAUGGAUUACGCCCUCUUAGACUGCCAGGCGGCAUUCUGCCAGAGUAAAGGCGAGCACGAAAUGGCGCUUGAAUGCGCAAAACGGAGCGUUACCGCGGCCCCAAGCGAAUUCAGCUCCUGGGUCCGCCUGGCGGAAGUAUACGUGAGCCUAGAGAAAUGGAACUUGGCUCUACUAACCCUGAACUCCUGUCCUAUGUUCAACUACCAGGAUCGAGACUCACCUCGAAUGCCGCAACCAACACGUAUCAUUUUACCCGUUCUUCCCGAAAGCAUGCUUGAUGAAAUUGACGAAGGUCAACCCAAAGAAGGCGGGCCCCAUGACAUGGUACAUCCUACUCUAAGAAAGCUACACGCCGGCAACUAUCAAGGCACGUUCCUCAAAGCGUACAGUCUGUUGACUAAGAUCGCCUCGAACAUCGGAUGGGACCAACUCCUGAAAAUCCGAAGCGAGGUGUUCGUCAUGGAGGAGGAGUAUAGGGUUGAGCGACAGACGGCAGGACGACCAGGAAGCACGACUCAGAAUGCCAGUACGGUAGCGUUACAUGACGGUGCAAGCGAAGUGACCGGCACGACCGAGGACACGAAUGAGUCCGAGAAUGAGAACGAGAAAGAUGCGGAAUCAUCUGGGCAAAACGGGGAUGAGAGCAAAGCCAACAAGCCGUCAGAGAACCACGGAAUUGAGAAGCCUAACCAAACUGUUGCUUCAGAGGUUGUCAAGUCCGGCAAUGACGAUCAGGAUAACUCUAACCCCCACUCUCAAUUCCAUAACAAACGUCUAUGUGAACGCUGGCUCGACAAUCUAUUCAUGGUUCUCUACGAAGACCUACGCGUCUACACCAUCUGGCGUUCCGAGAUGGCCCAGUCUCGCCAACAGUCGCUUGAAUAUAAGAAAUCUGCAACAGAGUGGGAGAUCCUCGGCGAACUUGCCGAACGACUCCAUCACUUGCCAGAAGCAAUUGAGGCAUAUCGACACUGCUUAUCCGUUCGAUUCUCUCCCAAAGCGUUGAGGGGUAUCCUAAAGCUAUAUGAGCGACAAAAUGAUACGAGAGGGAUGCUUAACGCGCUGAUCAGGCUGAUUGCAUGGCAGUAUAGAUGGUACUCCGAGUUCUCGCCGGACCUCUUAUAUAUAAUCCGCAAGCUGAUUGAGGAAGAAGGCGCCGUCAAAGUCCGCAGCAUCGUACAAGCAACCAACCUCCCCCAGCCCAUCCUGGAUCUCACCCAUCAAUACUGCCAGCUCUGUGCGACGUUUAGAAGCAGCGGGAGCGACGGCUAG